Molecule: messenger RNA, 2587 nt
Organism: Scatophagus argus
Lineage: Eukaryota; Metazoa; Chordata; Actinopteri; Scatophagidae
Gene: rnf207a
Product: ring finger protein 207a
Exons: 19
Coding region: 278-2173 (631 amino acids)
Biological process (GO): regulation of cardiac muscle contraction; regulation of heart looping
Cellular component (GO): perinuclear region of cytoplasm
Molecular function (GO): transmembrane transporter binding; Hsp70 protein binding; zinc ion binding
Source: RefSeq, a predicted model, not a curated record
GGGGUGGGUGCAGUCCAGGGUGAACUUCAGGAUCUGCUUCUUCUUCUUCCCGCCCUGCUUCUUGACCACCUGCUUCUUCUAUGCAAGAAAUACAGAUACAGCUACUCAAACUCAUGCACACAACCAUCAAAGUAUAUGUCACUUUUAGGAGCACUUGGGGGUUGGCAUUAGGUGUGUGCUGUCAGCUGCCUGGCGGAGGGACCCCAUCAGCCUACUAUUGAAGAGUUUCUGCAUUGCUGUCAUUCCUGCCAGGGGUAGCUGAUAGCACCACUGAGAGAUGGCAGGAGGAAUCUUCACCAACCUGGACAAUGUUUGCAGUGUGGAGUGUAGUAAUGUCCACCCCCUGGUAUGUCACCUGUGCCAUGAGCAGUACCAGUCUCCGUGUUUGUUGGAUUGCUACCACAUCUUCUGUGCCCGCUGUUUACGUGGCCGGACCAAUGACAGCCGUCUCAGCUGCCCCCUCUGUGGUUACCAAUCCCUAAUAAAAGGAAACAGCAGCCUUCCACCAGAGGAUCGCCUGCUGAAGUUCCUGGUCGACAACAAUGGGGAUGCCGAGGAGACCGUGCAGUGUGCUAAUUGUGACCGGGAAAGUAAUAAAAAGGACGCAGGGGUGAUGUACUACUGUAACACUUGUAGCCAGCCACUGUGCAGCCCCUGCAGGGAGUUGACUCACAAGGCCAGAAUGUUUUCCCACCAUGAGAUUGUAUCCCUGGCCAAACGCGCCAAAGCCAAACACAGGAAGUGCUCUCUCCACGAGGAGCCCUAUAUCCUGUUCUCGACAGAGAAUAAAUCCAUGCUGUGCAUCAAGUGCUUCAGAGACAUGCAAGUGGAGAGUCGGGCUCACUGCAUUGAUAUCGAAACAGCUUACGUGCAGGGGUGUGAGAUGCUGGACCAGGCUGUACUGGCAGUGAAGGAGCUGCAGACUUCAACUCGAGACGCCAUCGUUCUGCUGAGAGCAAUGAUAGGAGAAGUGUGUCUGAAUGUGGAGGAAGAAGAGAGUGCGAUCUGCACUCUGUUCAACAGCUUGCAGGAAAAACUAGCAGAGAGGAAGAAGAUUCUGCUCAAAGCAGCUCAGAGUCAACAUGAGGAGAAAGAGAAAGCACUAAAGGAACAGCUCUCACACCUUACUGCCCUGCUACCAACCCUCCAGGUUCACCUCGUCACCUGUUCGGCCUUCCUCAGCUCAGCCAAUAAGUUUGAGUUUUUGGACAUGGGUUAUCAACUCAUGGAGAGGCUGAAGAGGAUUGUGAAGCUCCCUCAUCGACUGAGACCAGUGCAGAGCAGCAAAAUCAACACCGACUACAGAAGUGAGUUUGCUCGCUGUCUGGAGCCCUUACUGCUGCUGGGUCAGCGCUGUCCUCCUUCUGUUGCUGGAUCUACAAGUGUUGCGACGAGACACCAGUCACCUCUCUCCGUGUCUUGCCGCUCCCCGUCUGUCAGUGAGAUGCCUCUGAGCUCAGUGUUUGGGAGAAGGCCCACUUGUCACCGCAACAUCUGCACCAAGGUCCUCCUGGCUGAGGGAACAGAAACGCCCUUCACCGAGCACUGCCGCAACUAUGAGAACACCUACAGGACUUUCCAGACAGAGAUUCAGAAUCUGAAGGACCAGGUCCAGGAGCUGCACAGAGAUCUGACCAAGCACCACUCCAUCAUCAACACAGAUAAAAUGGGAGAGAUCCUGGACAGGUCGCUGCACAUUGACAGCCAGAUAGCUGCCCAGUAUUCCACUGUGGAAACUAUGAGAGUUAUGUUUGAAGAGGUCUGGGAUGAGACUUUUCAGAGGGUCACUAACGAACAGGAGAUCUAUGAAGCCCAGCUUCAUGACCUCAUGCAGCUGAAGCAGGAGAACUCUUACCUAACCACCAUUGCCAGACAGAUCAGCCCCUACAUCCUGUCCAUUGCCAAAGUCAAAGAGAGACUCGAGCCCAGGUUUCAGGAGCCAAAAGAGCACCAUGAUGACCGAACUGAAACAAUGCUGAAAAUCUAUGAAGACAGCACAGUCACUCUGGACAGUCAAGACAGUAACAACCAGACCUGUGUCACAGAUCAAGACAGAGACAGGAACAAACGCCCGCUCAUCCUCGACUCAGGGGAAAGCUCUAUAAAGAACAAUCGUCCGAGCAGGCAGAAGGUUCCAAUGGAGACGUCCAAUCACAAUGAGAUGCCUUCAUAAACACCGUGUCAUUUGAUUUCUGUCCUCAUCUCCCCUCCUGUGCAGCAGCGUGCCUUAAUUCAGCCUUAACAAGUCCGGGAUGGUAUGUGACAUUGAUCAGUGUACUGAUACUGUACACAACAUUUUCUCAGCAGGGUGGAGCUGUCAGCAGCUCCGAGGUGAGCCCUUGGAUAGAUCUUGGAUAGAAACUGGACAUACAAUCAUGGAAUUCAAAGAGCCUUCAGAGAACAAGGCCAGCCCCUUUGUUCAAACAGGGUAACAUUAUCAUAACAACAUCAUAAAGAAUUGUUUUGGUGUUAUUUAAGAGCUAUGGACUGCUCUAAUGAGAAAUCAGAGGGAAUAAUAUCUUACUUUCCUGGAUUGCUUUGUGUUGCUGUCUUUGCCUGUUAAAAUGAUCGGUAUGGUACGAGUGUG